UAUUAAAUAAAAUCAUAUCAGUGAUUUACCAGCACAUAAUCUCGCUCAGCCAUGGCCACGCCUUCCAUGGCCAUUACUCUCAAUUCCAAUACUACCCCUAUUAAACAGGAACACCAACACUCAUCACCUCCGCCUCCACAACAACCACCAGUUGUCAAAACUGACCCACCGGAUCUCCUAAUCGAAAUAGCACAACAAUCACCUUCAACGCCCAAAGAACCUCAAUUCUUGAAAUCAAUUAACGACCUAACCAAUUUAUCAGCCGCAAUUGAUACUUUUAAACGACGGUACGAUGAGUUGCAGAGUCACCUCAAUUUCAUCGACAACGCAAUCACCGCCCGCUCCAACGAACUCGAACAAAAGACGCAACGACUGCAACAAACUCAAACAGAAAAAGCAAAAACGCCGUCGCCGGAAACUGUAGCUGAAAUAACAAAAGUAACGGAAACUGAAACCGCUGCUGCGGCAGCACCAGCAACGGAAAAACCGGAAAUAAGGAGCUUGUGUCAAAUGAUGUGUGGAAGAGGGUUGCGGAAAUAUAUAGUUUCGAAUCUAGCCAGUGUGGAGAAGCUUCGAGAAGAAGUUCCGGCAGCAUUAAAAUGUGCACCAAAGCCGGCUAAAUUAGUGUUAGAUUGUAUAGGGAGGUUUUAUUUACAAGGUAGUAAAGCUUAUGAGAAAGAGUCUCCGAUGAUUACAGGGAGAGAAGCGUCGAUUUUGGUUUUGGAAUUUUUUUUGUUGAUUAGUGAUCAUGAGAAUGCAAUGGAGGCUGCGGUGAAGAAAGAGGCGGAGCAGGUGGCUGUAGCGUGGAGAAAGAGAUUGAUUAGUGAAGGUGGUGUGAGGAAUAGCGGCGAGAUUGAUGCCAAGGGUUUGCUGUUGUUAAUUGGAGGGUUUGGGAUACCGAAGUUGUUUAGUGAUGAGGAUGUUUUUGAUUUGGUUAAGUUGAGUAAUUCGAGGCAGUUCGCUGAUUUGGUUCGAAGAUCGCGGUCUCUUGUUACUAGGGUUACUGAUAUCAUAGAGGGAAUGAUGAAGAAAGGAAUGAAAAUUGAAGCCGUUGAUGUGGCUUGUAUAUUUGGAAUCGAGGACAAGUUUCCUGCUCAGAAUCUAUUGACUUUAAUUUUGCAAGAGUCUAGAGAACCAUUGAAGGGUAGAAAAAGAAAAGCAAAUAAUUCACCUGCAAUACAGUUAGAGAAAGAGGCAAAGGAAAAGCAAUUGAUUGCUCUGAAAUCUGUGGUGAAGUUUCUUGAAGAACACCAGCUUGACCCCACAAAGCUUCUUCCUGGUUGGCAACUUGAAGAUAAGACAACAGAGCUGGAGAAAGAUAUUGCUGAUCUGAAUAAAAAAAUAGGCAAGCUGCCUUUGUCAAAGAGACCGGAAAAUGUGAAUGAGGUGACAAAUUACUGGAAGAGUCAAGAAAUAAAACGUCGACGACUUGCAGAGAAAGGUUCACCCCUGGUCUCUCCAGGUGUGAGGUUGCCUGAUCAAAUAGCUGCUAGCUACAUGAAUGGACAGAGCUCAUAUAACAGUGUGAUGCGACUGAAUGGUGGAUUCCCUGGUCAUGUCAACAACUAUCCUGCUGGCACAUCUGCUAUGUAUGGAUCUAGUAUAGGGCCUUUUCCUGAAAAUGUUCUGGGCACAUCAGCAAGUGGAAUUGGUCUGUCAGCUGCAUAUGGUGGAUCUGCUGGAGUUCACAGGGAUAUGCUAGUUGAUGGGACAAGGCAGAUAAAAGGUGGCAAUGUUCCACAAUAUGCAUGGCAUAGGGCUGGGGAUACUGCCCUAAAUGAUGGGUCAGUGGGACAUUGGCAUCCUGCAUCUGGUUUGUUUGGACAAUCAUCCUCAAUAGAAGGCUUUGGAGGUUUGCUGAAUUCCCCACCUGCUGUUGCUGCUAAUGGAAGCUCAGCCCCAGACCUGUAUGGGUUUGCUGAUGCUCCCUCUCUCGCUGCUAAGCAGGGUGCAGCCUCAGAUCUUUAUGGGUUUGCUGAUGCUCCUACUGUCACCGCUAGUCAGACUGCAGCCUCCAAUCUCUACAGGUUCCCUGGUGCAGUUGCAUAUGGCAGUACUCGGCAUACUGGUCCAUUGCCUCGUGGCUUGGGAUCCCACCAUUCAUCUUACAUGCGUUAAAUAAGUUCAGAUCUUUUCGUCCUUUUAAGUUAUACAUGACAUCUAACUUUCUUUACUGCAAAAUUCGGUGGAAACAUGAUAUCUAAGUUGCUACAAGGGAGCUCAGGAUGUUAGAUUUCUCUAUCAUUGCCUUGGGUUUUGACUGUAAAGCGAACACAAACCUUCGCAAUAAAAAUGGAUGUAAAUAAUGAUCUGUCUGUAGACUACGCACUUCUUUCUCAACGCUGCAGUUCAUUCUGCAAGUGCUACAAUUCUUAA
Messenger RNA from Populus trichocarpa (black cottonwood), 2376 nucleotides. RefSeq names its product protein FRIGIDA. The coding region runs from base 52 to 2118 and encodes 688 amino acids. Lineage: Eukaryota; Viridiplantae; Streptophyta; Magnoliopsida; Malpighiales; Salicaceae. The transcript is spliced from 3 exons. The record is from RefSeq and is a predicted model, not a curated record.